AUGACACAGAAAGGCAAACUCCAAUUCCUCAUUCGCUCCUUCAAGCUAGCGGACCAGUCUUCGCGAUUUCGGCCCAUAGCGCGGGAGCUCAAUGUGAUCCUGUUACACUUGACUCCCAAUGUUUACGAGCCACUGGCGGAUGAGAACUACGAAACAAUCACGCUGAAGACCCAUUCCUACUGGCCAUGGCUACAGCAGCUCGCCUUGCUGCAUAUAACCAUGGCAACCAAUGGAGAUCACCCAGAUAUCAGUUUGAAGAAACAACUUGGUCUCAUCAGCACAACUAGUUACAUCGUUGGCAGUAUCAUAGGUGUGGGUAUUUUCAUUAGCCCGACAGCCGUACUUGAAGGGGUAGGAUCCUCAGUGGGCUUGUCGCUCAUUGUGUGGGCGCUGUGUGGAGCUUUAACCUACUGCGCUGCGAUGUGCUAUGCUGAAUAUGGUACCCGUGUUAAGAAAUCCGGGGGCACCUACACCUACAUCCGAGAGGCUUUCGGAGACCUGGCUGGGUUUGUGUUCCUGUGGACGCAGCUGGUCAUUGUCCGGCCCCUGUCCAUCGGACUGGCGUCGCUGACGGCCGCAGAGUACAUCGUGAGACCUGCCUUCCUGUCCUGCCCCGACAUGGCCCCGACAUCAGCUAAAGCCAUGCUUGGAUUUGUCAUAUUGGGUAAAUCUGUCACAUUGUCAGAUAAAAUAUGUAGUCAACUUCUUUGCCUGUUCAAAUGCUCAGUUGUUGCGAAGAGAGGUAUAUAUACUCAAGAACAAAACUUCCUGUGA
This is a messenger RNA of Haliotis rufescens (red abalone), 774 nucleotides long. RefSeq names its product putative L-type amino acid transporter 1-like protein MLAS. Gene Ontology annotation, molecular function: L-amino acid transmembrane transporter activity. Gene Ontology annotation, biological process: amino acid transmembrane transport. The transcript is spliced from 5 exons. Gene Ontology annotation, cellular component: membrane. Lineage: Eukaryota; Metazoa; Mollusca; Gastropoda; Lepetellida; Haliotidae. Bases 1 to 774 code for a protein of 257 amino acids. The record is from RefSeq and is a predicted model, not a curated record.